AGAAAGAAAGAAAAUGUCUAAUUCAAACCAAACCAUGUCACAGAAAACAUUGACAGGCAUUGGCAACCUCAUUAGACUCCUCCCAACAGGCACAGUUUUCAUGUUUCAAUUCCUCAAUCCUGUCUUAACCAACAAUGGCCAAUGCCACACCAUAAAUAAGUAUUUAUCGGGGAUUCUUGUCAUCGUCUCUGCGUUUUCAUGUUGUUUUGCCUCAUUUACUGAUAGCUAUGAAGAUACUACAGGAAUCAGUCAUUAUGGCAUUGCAACAAAUAAGGGCCUUUGGCCUAAUUCAUCCUCUCAGGACUUGUCAUCUUAUAGGCUUAGAUUUGGGGACUUUGUUCAUGCUUUCUUUUCUCUUAUUGCUUUUUCUGUUGUGGCUUUGUUAGACCGUAAUACAGUGGAAUGUUUCCAUCCAUCUUCCGAGUCUACACAGAAGGCUUUGCUCAUGGCGUUGCCACCGGUUAUGGGGGCGGUUUCUGGCUCGAUAUUCGUGAUGUUUCAGAACACCCGCCAUGGUAUUGGUUACCCUUCAAGUUCAAGUUCAAGUUCUGCUAAAUCUUAGCCACAUGGAAGGGGAGAUUGUGCUAAUACUUAGUUCGAUUGUGCUACAUGCACAUAAUGAUUUAAUGGUUUACAUACACAUGAUUUGGUGAUAUAUGAUUGGGUUAGAAUUUCUUCAAUAAAAAAAGAAAAAGAAAUAGCUCAUUAUAUUUUUAACACCUCAUCUGCAUGUAAAUCAUUAUAUAACUUUAUUGUAUAAGUAGCAUUAUUUAACAUAUUUAUGCACUUCGAUAUGUGAAAUAACUGUUUUGAAGGUUUGUUGUAUUUAUUGUGUCAUACGAGGAAUGCAUAAAGAAAAAGGGAUGUAUGGAGAUUCCCUUUUUAAAGUGUGA
Olea europaea var. sylvestris is the source of this 893-nucleotide messenger RNA. RefSeq names its product protein DMP2-like. Bases 14 to 562 code for a protein of 182 amino acids. Lineage: Eukaryota; Viridiplantae; Streptophyta; Magnoliopsida; Lamiales; Oleaceae. The transcript has a single exon. Gene Ontology annotation, biological process: endomembrane system organization. The record is from RefSeq and is a predicted model, not a curated record.